This is a messenger RNA of Drosophila pseudoobscura, 3696 nucleotides long. It is a transcript of the gene dimm, whose product is annotated as basic helix-loop-helix family member dimmed. Gene Ontology annotation, cellular component: nucleus. Lineage: Eukaryota; Metazoa; Arthropoda; Insecta; Diptera; Drosophilidae. The record is from RefSeq and is a predicted model, not a curated record. Gene Ontology annotation, biological process: sensory organ development; positive regulation of transcription by RNA polymerase II; axon development. The coding region runs from base 229 to 1494 and encodes 421 amino acids. The transcript is spliced from 3 exons. Gene Ontology annotation, molecular function: DNA-binding transcription factor activity, RNA polymerase II-specific; transferase activity; E-box binding.
CAAAUAAUAAAUUAAAAAUCAAAUGAAAUUUAAAAAAAAAGAAAAAGGAAUAAAACUCGCAUGUGCGUGUGUGUGAAAUAUGUGGUUUAAAAAAUGCCCCCUAUUAAAGCGAAAAGUGUGAAGAGAUAUUUUUGAAAGAUCUUGUGCGAAAAGUUGAGGAUCUUCCAAGUAUAUAACUAGUGUCAUACAUUUUGAGUGAAUCCCCUUCUAUACUGACCCCCAACAAGCAUGGAUGCCACACAGCUGACGGAACUGAUGAGUAGCCAUGACUUUAUGCAGCUCCAGCAGCAGUUGCACCACAACAACAACAACUACAACACAGAUGGACACAAUGGCUUGUCGCCAGAGUCGGCGGAGAGGAGUUCCCGUCCCAUAAGACGUGCCACAAGACGCACCUCACAGUUAAGCAAUAAUACGUACGAUCUGGAGAUGACAGAUUCCAGUUCGCAGAGCGAUGAUACGAGCGGUGGGGGCGGCAGCAGCAAUGGAGGUGGCAGCAGCACGAACAAUCCGCAGGGCCAUUCCCAGGGAAAUCAACGGCCCUCGAGUCGGGGCCGUGGGCAGCAGAGCAACGGCGGCUGUCCGUCGAGCCUCACUCCGAACAGUGCCAAUUCCAGUUCUUCGAACUCAAAUGCCAAUCGGAGGCGCAAGGGAGCGCUGAAUGCCAAGGAGCGGAAUCUCAGGCGUUUGGAGUCCAACGAAAGGGAGCGCAUGCGAAUGCACAGCCUGAACGAUGCGUUUCAGUCGCUGCGCGAGGUCAUUCCACACGUGGAGAUGGAGCGGCGGCUGUCAAAGAUCGAGACUCUGACGCUGGCCAAGAACUACAUCAUCAAUCUGACGCACAUCAUACUCUCGAAGCGGAACGAGGAAGCGGCUGCAAUGGAGCUGAAUGGCGGCGCCGUUGGCGGUGUUCUUCUAUCCAGCCUCACGGCGGAUGCCAGUGGCGGCACGAAUGGAGCAUCGGCCAAUGCCACGGCUGCACUCUGCUUUGAGGAUGCUCUGGCCAAUGGUGGGGCCUACGAUUGCGCUCUGUUGGCCGCCGCCGAUGGCACUCUGCUGAAUGCAGCCGCCGUUUCGGCCAAUCCUGUGAUGCAGAGUCUCCAGCCCCAGGCGAUGCAUAUGCAGCAGACGCAGUUGGAGCCCACAUCCCAUCAUCCACAGCAGCAGCAGCAGCAUCACCAUCAACAGCAGCAGCAGCAGCAACAGCAGCAGGCGAUGCAUAGUCAUGGCCACAUGGGAGCCACAAUGAUGCUCACCCAACAGCAGCAACAGCAGCAGGCCCAACAGCAGCCGACCCUCAUCCUCAAUGGCUCCACAACAGUGAAUGUGGGAGUUGGCGUCGGAGUCGGCGUAGGAGUCGGUGUGGGGGUCGGGGUAAAUGUCGGAGUGGGCGUUGGGGUUGUUUCCGGCGUGGGUGUCGGUGUGGGCAAUAAUUCCGGAAGCUUUGCGGAUGUUAAUGAUAAUUUCGAUGAGCCAUUUCGAGAGUUUCUCUAAAGAAAAGGAUGACUAAGGGGCUAUAUGGAUGGUAAAAAUAGAAUUUAUAGACUAUAGAGGGCGGUGAAAACCCAAAGAAUUUGUUUUUCAUGAGAGGAAUGUAGCUUAAGAAAUUAAAUUAUUCAAACGUAAACGAUAUUUUGCCAUAGAAAUAUUCAAAUUAAGAUGUUGGCAGAAUCCCUCAUUUCUGAAUAAGGCAGAAAAAUUAGGAAGAACAACUGUACUUACACUUCGUUCCAUUUCAUCAUUCCUAAAUUCUCAUCUAUUGAGAAAUCUCCCAUCUAUCUAGAAUUUCCCUUAAUCUCCAGCUAAGAUUUUUUGGAUUCUUGAUGUAGUAAAAAUAUUCGAAUCUUUCAAGCCCAACUGUCCUUAACUACUCCCUUUCCAUUUUCAUAUGUUCCUCCAUCUAUUAAGCAUUUCUCUUUAAGCAGAACUGUACUUUAUCUCCGUUUCAUUCCACCAUUCCAAAGUCCAUCAAUCCCACAAGUUAGUUCUUUAAAAAAUAAUUAUCGAAAUGGCAAAAAAAACUUGAACUCAUCCUGAAAUAUCAGCAAAUUAUAUAAGAAUUAAGAAUUAAUAUACGUAUAUAGAAAUUAAGUACAAAAUUACGCAUAACGAUAUAUGGAAUAUAAAAACCCUUUACAUACCAAAAACAAAAGCUAAGCCUUAGAUUGUAAUAUAAUCAACACAAAUAGAGUCAAAAUAGAGUCACAAUAUAAAUAUGCAAUUAAUCCAACGUUGUUAUAAAAUAAGGAUCGUAAGGAUAGUAGAUCAUUUAGAAAUACUGUAAUAUGUAUAUAUAGAAAUUAAGCAAAAACGGACGGAAGCAAACACCAGAUACAGAAUACAGAUGAAAGGAAGUCAAACUCUCAACGAGUUUCGGCUAUAUAUGUAUAUACACAACACAUAUAUUAUUGUGUUUGUAUGUGUAAUUGUCAGCAAUAGCAACAAAAACAAAGCAUCAAUUAACGUUAACUAACAGCCCUGGCGCGACAACGGAACGAUAGAGACGACAACGACAACGACAACGACGACGGCAGAGUGACGCGCCAAUAAGUUAAUUUACCACCCAUGAUCUUUUUAAUGCACUUGAAAUUUAUCGUACUACGGAUGUAAUGGUUCCCGGAGCAGGGUAACAAAACAAUUAACACACCGAAACGUUGAAUGGCACAUUGAAAUUGGCACACUUCCGAUGGUACUCCCCUGUACACCCAGGACUUGCGGGUGGAACGUGUGCCAGAGCGGGACAACUCUGUAUAUCAACGUGGUGACGGUAAACAGUAAUAAAAUAACGGUGCUCGAUGGGUGGCAUGAUACGGAGAGGGUGUGGGCUGUGUGCAUGUGGGAUGGAUGCUUGGGUCUUAGCAAUAAUUAAGUGAAAAAUAGUAGUUAGGGUGAGAGACGCCUCGUUCUCUCGUGGGUGUGAAAGUUAAGCUUGUUGAUUAUGUUUGAUUAGUCGAGGAUUUAGUAUUUUGGGUUAGUCGGUAAGCAUACAUACAAACAUACAUCUAUUUCUAGUGCUAGUAGGUGGAACGUGGAAGAAACUCUAGAAGGGGAUCGGGAAUGGGCCAUAGAGCAAUAUGUAAUUCGUAUUCGGUUAGGAGGAGGAGCGGGGUGGGGUUUCUACAACGAAAUUUGUUUGUGGACGAGUGUCAAAUCUAGUCAAAUUCUGUUGCACAAAUUAAAUACAAAUAUAUAUUUGGAAAAAAACUGCAAUAUAGAUGUUUAGUAAGUAUUGUAAAUGUUUUCCGCCCCCACUUACACACACACACACAAAUGCACACACUAAAUCAAGUCUAUUAUAUAUCUACAUAUGUAUAUUUAAACAACCACAAAAACAAUGAGCAAAUAUUUAUGUAACAAAAUACUAAAAGAAAACAGCAUAUUACUCGUAUUGUAUAUACAGUUUAGGAAUGGUCUAAGAACGAUGAGCAUUUGGUGUGUACAAGUAAAGGAAGAUCGAUAUGGAUAGUGUCCCUAUUGAAUACAGUGUAAAAAUAUGUAGUGUAGUGGAUGCUGUUCUAUACGACUAACUAGUAUACUUAGAUGCCAAGCAAAGUUGAUUGAAUAAAGCAAACAAAUAAAUACAUAAAAAUGUGAGGUUUUUUAAUGCAAUUUCCACGAUCUGCCCUGGAAAUUUGAAGAAAUUCUUACAAAGACUGGGUUCUGAACCGAUUUAUCUUAUUCCAUUUAAAUACAUAU